This is a messenger RNA of Tricharina praecox, 1348 nucleotides long. Its product is annotated as kinase-like domain-containing protein. Gene Ontology annotation, biological process: protein phosphorylation; spliceosomal complex assembly; regulation of mRNA processing. The coding region runs from base 1 to 1344 and encodes 447 amino acids. The transcript has 3 exons. The record is from RefSeq and is a predicted model, not a curated record. Lineage: Eukaryota; Fungi; Ascomycota; Pezizomycetes; Pezizales; Pyronemataceae. Gene Ontology annotation, molecular function: protein kinase activity; ATP binding.
AUGGCCCCAUUUAGCACCGAAAGCAUACUUCUCUAUCGCCGAGGAGGCUACCACCCGGUGCAUCUUCGAGACCGCAUCUACGAGCGCUAUGUGAUUGAGCACAAGCUGCGCCACGACAGCCGGUCCACGACUUGGGUAGCUCGCGACCUCAAAAAGAACCGGCUUGUCUCGAUCCGGAUCUUUAUUGCCGCCGUCUCGGAAGAAGGUUAUACUGAAGCCGAAGUUUUGUUCCACCUGCGACCAGAGCCAGCGCCGCCUCGUUCGGUAUGGCAGCGGCUGGGUGGUCUGUGGGUGCAGGACCAGCCCAAGCCUCAAGCCUCGUUCUUCCCCGCGCUUCUGGAUCACUUCACCAUUUCUGGACCUAAUGGCGAUCACCGCUGUAUUGUCAGCGAGGUGCUAGGUAACAGCAUCGGUGAUCUCAUGGAGGAUCCCGUACAGGAGUUUGAGUUUCCUAUGAACGCGGCGCGCAAGAUCGGGGUCAAGAUGGUCCAUGCGGUGGCCGAACUACAUUCCCGCCAGGUAGUCCAUGGUAGUCUCAAUCCUAGGAAGUUCUCCCUGACCAUCCCCGGCGUCGACUCGUGGACCCCCGAGGAGCUGCGUAAGUACUUCGGAGAGCCCAGCAAGUUAAUAAUGCAGGACCUGUGCAACCGCCACCGCUUCGGCGGCCGCCGGUACGAGCCGCGGCCGAGUCCGCAGCGCCCAGAGUACCUCGUCGAGAGCCCGCCGCUGAUCCAGCUAACCUCGCUCUGCCUCGAGUCUCCGGGCAUCAAGAUAACCACCUUCAAUACCGCCUUCUACUAUAUCGAAGGCGACGAGGUCCAUAAGACGAUCCUGACGCAGCCAUCGUUCGCGUCGCCGGAGAUUCAAUGUCACGACGUGCUCACUCCCGCGUGCGACAUCUGGUCUUUAGGUUGCGUUCUGCAUCACAUAUUCAGCAACAACUACAUGUGGGUGCCGCUGACGGGGUGCUACCAGGACACGCUGAUCGACCUGACAUUGUGUUUCGCGAAGCUGCCUGAGCCAUGGUGGAGCCGGUGGAGCGAUCGCGCGCGGUAUUUCAACGAGUACGGACACCUGAUGCAUCACAUGGCUGCUGACGGCGGUGCUGUCCCCAAGGGCAGCGAUCUCAUCUCGAGGAUUUGCUAUGCGAGGAUGCAUAGAGAGGGUGUACACGGCAUGGGCGGUGAGGAGUUCGAGUGGUUCAGACACGUCAUGAUCGGCAUCUUUAGGCUGCUGCCGAGUGAGAGGUUCGAUGCCAAGGAGGUCGUCAGGUACCUUCCCCCCCGCUGGCUGGACGAGGUCGAGAAAGACGAGGGCAGGAAGGACGAGGGUAGGAAGAAAUAGGCGG